AAUCCUCAUCCGUGCAAAUAAAAUCCACACGCACUAACUUGAAGAGAAGAAGAACGAAGAAGAAACUGCGUCGUGUGUUUGUUCUCUCUCUCUCUGAGUGAGUCUCAGUUUUUGUGAAAUAAUAAAACCGUCUUUCUUUUUCCGUUUGUAGUGUGUAAUAUUUCCUAAACGACGUCGUUUUCACUAUUCUAUUAGUUAACUUUGACGAAACCCAUAACCAUAACCCAUUGAAUUGAAAUUGAAUUGAAUCGUUUAAGAAAGAGUAAUAAUGGAAGCACGAGGUCGUUCCGUUGAAGAAAUUUUUGAGGAUUUCAAAAGCCGAAGAGCUGGCAUCAUCAAAGCCCUUACCCUAGAUGUUGAAGAUUUCUACAGACAAUGUGAUCCUGAGAAGGAGAAUUUGUGUUUAUAUGGGUUACUUAAUGAGAAGUGGGAAGUGAAUUUACCUGUUGAAGAAGUUCCACCAGAGCUUCCUGAGCCUGUGCUAGGUAUCAACUUUGCUAGGGAUGGCAUGCAAGAAAAAGAUUGGUUAUCUUUAGUUGCUGUUCAUAGUGAUACAUGGUUACUUUCCCUUGCAUUCUAUUUUGGAGCCAGAUUUGGGUUUGAUAAAGCUGACAGGAAACGUCUAUUCAAUAUGAUUAAUGAACUACCAACAGUAUUUGAAGUUGUUACUGGUGCAAAUACAACAAAGAAACAAGUGAAAGAGAAGUCUUCAGUUUCAAACAACAGUGGCAGCAAAUCUAAGUCCAGUUCUAAAGCGCGGGCUCCUGAAACUCAGAGCAGACAACCAAAGGCAUUACAAUCAAAAGACGAGGACGAAGAACUUGAAGAACAAGAGGAUGAUGAACAUGGAGAUGCCUUGUGUGGGGCUUGUGGUGAUAACUAUGGUGCUGACGAGUUCUGGAUUUGCUGUGACAUUUGUGAGAAGUGGUUCCAUGGCAAAUGUGUGAAGAUCACUCCUGCACGGGCAGAGCAUAUCAAGCAAUACAAGUGCCCGUCAUGCAGUAACAAGAGAGCUCGCUAGCUAAUUUCAAUCACAGACAAACUUCGUUGGAAUCUAUACUGAUCUGGUUAAUAUGCUUUACUUUCUAGAUGCAGUUAUGGACAGUUUUUAUCAAGUUUAAGACAUAGGUUUCUUUUGUAGUCUGUAGGAUUUGUGCCUGUGUCGGUCAAGUAAUUUGAUGCUUGUCUUCUUUGGUAUAUGUAUGUAACCGUCGUUGAAACAUUGUUGACUGGGAAAAGCAAACCAAAAUUCCUGGCCACCUUAAUGUUAUGGAAACCAAAGUAAAACGAUAUUUGCACUAAAUGAAUUAAUAACAGGUGAUGGUUUAUCCAA
Messenger RNA from Cicer arietinum (chickpea), 1333 nucleotides. Its product is annotated as PHD finger protein ALFIN-LIKE 4-like. Gene Ontology annotation, molecular function: histone binding; transcription cis-regulatory region binding; transcription coregulator activity. The record is from RefSeq and is a predicted model, not a curated record. Gene Ontology annotation, cellular component: nucleus. NCBI's taxonomy places the organism in Eukaryota, Viridiplantae, Streptophyta, Magnoliopsida, Fabales, Fabaceae. Gene Ontology annotation, biological process: regulation of DNA-templated transcription.